This is a messenger RNA of Thyridium curvatum, 1260 nucleotides long. RefSeq lists its product as uncharacterized. NCBI's taxonomy places the organism in Eukaryota, Fungi, Ascomycota, Sordariomycetes, Thyridiales, Thyridiaceae. The transcript has a single exon. The coding region runs from base 1 to 1260 and encodes 419 amino acids. The record is from RefSeq and is a predicted model, not a curated record.
AUGCCGAAGCGUCCUUCCGACACUCCCGCCCCCGGGCCGGCUCCCCUUGACAAACUCAUGAAGAAAGUCAGUGGACUCACCCUAUGCUGCUCUCGCCGAGCCAGAACCAGUCUUUCUAACCAACCCCAGACCGAGCGUAGCCAUGAAGAAAACCAGGAGAGAGCCUACAUCGCCGCCUCGCGGAGAGCUGACCGCAGCAUCGAGGCCCGAGUGCAGUCCGCGCGCAUGGCCUCCGAGAUCCACAAGAAGAGGACCGGAAAGGGAUUCAAGAUCUCGGAGGAGAUCGUCAUGAAGGAGGAGAUGUACGAGGAGGAGGAGGACGAUCUGCCCCGCCAGUACCGCGCCCUCGCAGCGCACAUGCAGACGAGCAACGGCGAGCUCAACAGCAGGCUCUCCGCCUACAUUACCAGCAACGUCGCCAUGAGGACCCUGGCCCGCGAGCAGGAAGUCCACCGGAUGUUUGCCGAGCAGUUCCCCAACGCGUCUCAGAUCUCACAGCAGCUGUCUCGAUCCAUGUACAUGCAGCCUCUGCAGCAGCAGCAGCAGCAGCAGCAGCAGCAGCAGCAGCAGCAUCGGAGCCCGAUCUCGCCGACUUUCCCAGAGAUGAACUACGCAGCUGACCAAUUCAAGAGGGAGCGGUCGCACUCGAUCGCUCCUUCGGUCGACAUGUCGCCUCGCACAUCUAUCGCCAUGGCCCCCAGCCCAAGCCCGGCUAUGCGCAACGGCUCCUUGGACGGCCCUAUGUCACCCCCCGUCCUGUCGCCCGGAUCGCAGUCCACCGAGACUACCCAGUCUACUUCGCUCCAUCGCAACGGCUCGAGUUACCAGUCGUCGACAUACUCGGCUCGGCCAUCCACAGCGGCUACGGCCGAGCCUCUCUCCAUGCCGAUGCCUUCCAUGCCCACCUCGUCCUCUUUCACGUCCGAGUUCCCUCCCGAGCUUAAGCAGCUCGCUGGUCCUGGGCUCGACUGGAACGACCCGAUGGCGAGCAGCUUCAUGGGCCUUGACGGCGGCUUCGGCGGAGACUCUAGCUUGAGCUUUGACUGGAUGAAUUAUGUCACCAUGCCUGGCGGACAGAGUACGAUGCCGGCUAUGGACGAUCCGACGCCCAAGUACUUCUUUGACCAGGACGUGGCCGCCGCCGCGCCUUCCUUUGACCUCCCGGCCUCUCAGAGCACGGUUGGCACGCCGGGUGCUGGCGGCGAUUCGUGGGAAUCAUGGCUGCACACCGACCAGUUCGCUGCCGAGGACCAGCAUUGA